UAAAUUAACCCUAUCUGCUAAUUACGAAAACGACAUAAAGUUAGAGAACAGGAGAGAGAGAGGUAGGGAAGAGGACGGAGACAAGAGGACGUGGUUGGGUUAUUUCCUCCCACUCUUUUUCUUCUUCAAUUGUUCUUUCUUUUGGUGCUUUUUUCUCUCCUUAAUUUCUCUGACCGUCGCGGAAAAAAAAACCUUUUCGAGUUAUCUUCUUCAGGGAGGAAAAUCAAGAGAGAGAAGAAAAUUUUCAAUUUUUUGGGCAGAAAAAGGAAGAAUAUUGGAAGAAUCAAUCGAGAGGGGGAGAGAGAUUUGAGGGGGAAGGAGAUUAUGGAAGAGGCGAUGGCGGCUAGGUAUUGGUGCCAUAUGUGUUCACAGAUGGUGAAUCCAAUGGUGGAGGCAGAGAUCAAAUGCCCAUUCUGCCAAAGCGGCUUCGUCGAGGAGAUGAGUGAUGGUAAUGGCGAUAGCCCUCGAGACGUUCAAGAUCCAGAUUCCGACUUCGGAACGGACCGUGCCCUUUCUCUCUGGGCCCCGAUCUUGCUCGGCAUGAUGAGCAGUCCCCGGAGGCGUAGGAGGUUCAGGAGAGUAGAAUUCGCCGAAGAAAACGACGUUCAUGUUGAUGAUGAUGAUUAUGAUGGAAACGAUACCAACGAUCGUCGUCAUCAUCAUCGGGCUCGGAGGCAUGGUGAAGAGAUUGAUUUGGAUAGGGAGUUCGAGUCUAUCCUCAGGAGGAGGAGGAGAAGCUCAGCCACCAUACUGCACUUGCUUCAAGGAAUCCGAGCUCGGAUCGCGUCCGAGUACGAGAGCUCGGAAAACGCUGGCGAUUGGGAUAAUGGGGAUGGGGACAGAGUCAUUAUGAUCGGUCCUGCAACGGAUUCGAACCAAACUUCUCUAACGUCUCUCGGAGAUUACUUCGUCGGACCUGGUCUGGACCUGCUGCUUCAGCAUCUGUCUGAGAACGAUCCGAGCAGGCAGGGGACACCUCCUGCGGGGAAAGAGGCGGCGGAAUCACUGCCGGACGUGAGAAUAGCGGAGCAAUCUCUGCAAUGCUCGGUCUGUUUGGAGGAUUUCGAGAAGGGAGAAGAAGCAAAGGAGAUGCCAUGUAAGCACAAGUUUCACAGAAGAUGCAUAUUGCCAUGGCUGGAGCUCCAUAGCUCGUGUCCAGUGUGUCGGUACGUUCUUCCUCCUCCCGCUGGUGAUGAGGAUGAGACGACAAAGGUCGAGAGGGGAAGAGCCGUGGAAGAAAGUAACAGCAGAAGCGACAAUGGAAGGAACGAGGAGGAGGAAGGUCGGAACAGGAAUGGAAGAAGGUUCUCGUUCACGUGGCCGUUCGGUGGGUUGUUCUCGUCGUCUGCGUCUGGAUCUGGGGCCGGUGGUGGUGGUGAGAACAGUUCUAAUGGCGGUUCUUCUCGAGGAUAAUUGAUGUUUUCUUUUACUCGUUUUUGUGUUUUUGUUCAGCUUAUAUUCUGUACAGAAUUUCAUUCUCUUUCACUCAGAUUGCUGAAAAAAUGUUGGAGGAAUUUUUCUUCGUUUGCUUCCAUCCUCA
Molecule: messenger RNA, 1540 nt
Organism: Tarenaya hassleriana
Lineage: Eukaryota; Viridiplantae; Streptophyta; Magnoliopsida; Brassicales; Cleomaceae
Product: E3 ubiquitin-protein ligase RNF126-B-like
Exons: 2
Coding region: 325-1413 (362 amino acids)
Biological process (GO): protein ubiquitination
Cellular component (GO): cytoplasm
Molecular function (GO): ubiquitin protein ligase activity
Source: RefSeq, a predicted model, not a curated record